Messenger RNA from Penicillium bovifimosum, 819 nucleotides. RefSeq names its product class I SAM-dependent methyltransferase. Lineage: Eukaryota; Fungi; Ascomycota; Eurotiomycetes; Eurotiales; Aspergillaceae. The record is from RefSeq and is a predicted model, not a curated record. The transcript has 4 exons. The coding region runs from base 1 to 819 and encodes 272 amino acids.
AUGACCGGUCCCAUCAACGCAAACGGAGCUUCCGACCCGUAUAGGCUGAACAGAGAUGUACUGGCGUCUACACGCCUCAAUCUCCAGCAUUACAUCUGGAAAGAGAGCAUGGGAUAUGUCCUCCAUCCUUCUAUCAAGCUUCCCGAUUCCGACGUAUUCAUUGCCGAUAUAGGCACUGGUACUGGGAUUUGGCUCCACGACUUGUCCCGUCAAUUUCCCAACGCACAGUUCCACGGAUUCGACAUUUCGGAAGAGCAAUACCCAGCUCCAGGCUUCCUGCCGUCGAACGUGCGUCUUAGCUAUCUCGAUAUCUUGAAAGAGAUUCCAUCUGAAUACGUGGGGAAAUAUGACGUUGUCCAUGCGCGACUGCUUGUGCAGGUGGUCAACCAAGCCGGUGGAGACCCUCGACCUCAAUGUAAAGAGCCCGGUGGCUACCUCCAAUGGGAGGAACCCAACGACGACGCCGGCAAUCGAAAGCUAGUGAAAGCCGACCCUUCGAACUCGACCGAGCACACGGAAAAGCUACUCGCAGGGCUCAAUGCGAGAUUCCAAAGCAAGUCUGCUUGGUCUGCCAAUCUCGCAGAAACCUUUACCGAACAAGGAUUGCAAAACGUCCAGAAACAGGAAUUUGAGACUGGCGAUUAUGUCCUGGUCCUUGAUCAGAUGAACUAUCUCAACCUAUUCCAGGAAUUGAUCACCAAGUUGCCUGGUGAUGUGAAGGAAGAGCUCCUUGCUUUGCACAGCAAGGCUAUCGUUGAGUCAAGAAAGGGCGUGGCGUGGAAGGUUCGACGGUUUACUUUCGUGGGCCAGAAGCAAUAG